Molecule: messenger RNA, 485 nt
Organism: Daldinia caldariorum
Lineage: Eukaryota; Fungi; Ascomycota; Sordariomycetes; Xylariales; Hypoxylaceae
Exons: 2
Coding region: 218-385 (55 amino acids)
Source: RefSeq, a predicted model, not a curated record
AUUUAUCACCACGUGCACUGGACCCUGAAACGGAGCGAUACCUAAAUCCGGGGAUGAUUUUCGACAUUGUUCAUUGUUUCCAAUUCCAAAUCACCACGAGAUUUACAAAGUACAAUGUAUUAUUAUUUCUUGAUCAUUGCAAGCUCAGAUUUGGUACCUUAGGUCUAGGAUUUUUCUUGUUUCUUCAUUCAACCUGGACACCGACGACGGUCCCAAAAUGUCCCUUGAACUUCACGUUUGGGGCUCAGCAUUUGGCUUCGAUUCUAUUGAUCCCGAAUGUCUAGCCGCCAUUGCAUGCUUCCGAAGCUGCAUUCCCCGCCAAGAUUGGACCCUGAUCGCCAGCAACGACGCUGCGGUCAGCUCAGAUUGUAGGGCCCCAUCUUGAUCCUGUCUAAUUAAACAAUGCCCAUCCAUGAUUAUAUCCACCUUUGGAAAAAGAAAAAAAAAAGAAAAAAAAAAAAAAAAAACUCUCUUCGCGCUAGGUU